UCACGAACCCAUUUCUAUUGUCUACUCCCGCCCUGUCUUGUCAUCCGAAUCCUCCGUCCCACGUUGUCCUCAAACCCAAUUCGUUCUUCCCUGGCUAACUUGCCUAGAAAAACUCUUACAAGGAGCUAUGCCGCAAUUCACAUGUUGCAUCUCUUCUCGAGAGCAACUCUACUCGGUCAUCUAAGUCAGCCGAUCUUCCUCUUCUGUUGCUUUCCCUUUUCGUAUACGCCUAUCACAAUAUGAACCGGACGGCUAUAUCUAGUAUUAUGUUCUAAAGUAAAGAUUUUAUACACUUUCUUUUCUUCCUCGACGGUCAAUCUGCACUGCUGCUGUACAAUAUGAUAGAUCACGUUCUCGGCAAGCCUUCUGUGAAGUCGCGUAGGCUCCAGGUGCUUGCCGUGCUGACAUUCUGGUCCUUCUAUCUAUUCAAAGGCCAUCGGCAUGGGCCGCCGCUUGUUCGAUAUUUAUCUAAAGUCUCCUCGAAAGCAGUGACAACAUGGCAGACCGUUGUGCUCACUAUGAUGUAUUUAUAUGCUGCCCGAAAUUUCAGUACUCUCGUCGGACUUGCCAGUCCGGAGCCGAUGGCGAAUAUGUACGACGCCAAAUAUUUCCGCGCGACCUGGAUCCUCACCGCGCUCGACGCAGGGUUUUGGACGGCUAUGAAAAUAAGGAGAAAAUGGAUAAGGGAUAUUGCUAGCUUGGUGUUUUCCGUAUUCUAUAUGGUCGCGGCCGAACGCGCGGAUGAGAAGGUCAGGAAGGUUAGGGCUGCCUUGACGGUCGAUCAUCUACGGGUCAGUUGGAAUAAAGGGACUACACUAUAUCUGCGGACUUUUCAGAACCUGAUGAGGCCCCGCUUCACGCGAUGGCCGGCGCGAGCAAUUCGUAUUCCACGACCUAGCACUAGCGACUACAAGGAACCUGUUUCCGGAUGGUUGUACUAUGAUGGACCAAUCUCGGACCUGGAGCACAUUAACAAGAUGAUCCUGGACAUUCCCGGUGGAGGUUUUGUGGCGAUGGAUCCGCGAUGCAACGACGAUAAGCUAUUUGCCUGGGCCGGAAAGACAAGCCUUCCGGUACUCAGUUUAGAUUACAAGAAGGCUCCAGAAUUCCCGUACCCGUAUGCUUUGAAUGAAUGUUUUGAUGUGUAUACGACUAUCAUUAGGAGCAAAGGGCGGUGUAUAGGAAUGUCGGGGUUGGAGGUUCCAAAGGUCGUGGUAACCGGUGAUAGCGCCGGCGGAAAUCUUGCGACCGCGAUGACUCUCAUGAUAAUUGAGAGCUCCGCCGGUCGUCGUCAACUAUCGGUUCAAGCAGAGCUACCCGUCCCAGUCGGGCUCGUACUCCUCUACCCCGGGUUGGAUAUGAAUAUCGGCAAUUGGAUGUCUGACGAGCAGAUGUCUCUUAUUAAAGAUCGGCGGAUGAGGGUGACCAACAAGGACUACCUACGAGGAAAGAGCAUGCAGUAUAAUGACUUGGUUGGCACGCCUCAUCAAUCGGACGACGAAGACGACGAGCCCUCUGGCUUGGCUUCGGGGUCCAAAAUCUCCAAGUCAGAUACUCGUGCGGACGAGAAUGGGCUUCGUAGCCCUCAACCGGAAUACUCUCACGCCAAUCGCCAAAAUUGGGCGAAAUCCCAAUCAUCGGCACCGGCGUCGAGCCGAGAUACCAAGUCGAUGUCGCAUAGACCUGAACCUAUGCGAACACGCUUGGCCAUGGCGUCUAUGAUCUCCUAUUUCAACGAUCGUGUUUUAACCCCCGAGAUGAUGCGCGCAAUGAUCAUCUUGUAUAUUGGACCCCACAACCGACCCGAUUUCUCGCAGGACUAUCUGCUAUCUCCUAUCCUAGCUCCCGAUUUCCUACUACAGAAGUUCCCCAAAACUUAUUUCCUCACUGGCGAACGGGAUCCUUUGGUCGACGACACGGUCAUUUUUGCUGGGCGAUUACGUCGUGCAAAGCACGCCUCACAUUCGCAGCGUAGGUCCCAAGGGAUGAAAGGCCUAGAUGAUAUUACGGACUUUGACGAAAAGGAUGUCGCCGAAGUGGUUCUGAUACCUGGGAUCAGUCAUGGUUUCAGCCAAUUCCCAACUUUGUACCCACCUGCAUGGAAGCUCAUCGACCGUUGCGCGCGAUGGGCGGUAGACCUACUUGAUACGGACGAGGUGCGGUCGAGGCGCGAAAGGGAGAAUCCAUCACGGUCACAUCAUGUGCGUACAGAAUCUAGCGGUGACGAAGACCGGCCGCUUGAGAUAAAUAUGACGAAGCUCCGGUCUAGAACCACUGGCAACGGGUCGCAAGCGAAACCAGGUAGCCCCGAUCGAGGAGAAGAAGGCGAUGCGGAUAAACCAAAUGGGAACACUAAGAAGAGAAGGUCUAACGGAAGGUCCGGAUUUGGGCAGAAAUCAAAGAGCUUGGUGAAGCUAGAUAGUUCGGAUGAUCUGCUCGGACGGCGCAUGCAGGGUCUCGCCGGGCCCUUGACCGGAGCUCACGAUGAAGAUUAAGCAGUACUUGAUAGACGAUGGAACUGAGCAAAGUAAUCUAAAGCAUCUACGCACAUCAUAUAUCAUAUUUAGAUUCUGAGGCAUCCGAUCCUCAAGCUAAGUAGGGUACCACUCUAAGCUAAUACAUGAGCUGGGAUGAAAAGGUACCUGAACGCCUUUUUCGAGGGUUAGCUGGGCGCUCUCUACCCAAUUCACCUAACUUACCUAUAUAGGUAGUAGGUAUGUAGAUAUCUAAAUAAUCAUAUAGCGUCGCCAUCUGGUACAGUUAAAAUUGAAUAUCGAUGUUUAGAAAUACGAAUACGAACCCGUACCUACCUAUCAACAGC
Molecule: messenger RNA, 2821 nt
Organism: Annulohypoxylon truncatum
Lineage: Eukaryota; Fungi; Ascomycota; Sordariomycetes; Xylariales; Hypoxylaceae
Product: alpha/beta-hydrolase
Exons: 2
Coding region: 339-2495 (718 amino acids)
Biological process (GO): triglyceride catabolic process
Cellular component (GO): cytosol
Molecular function (GO): triacylglycerol lipase activity; sterol ester esterase activity
Source: RefSeq, a predicted model, not a curated record